Drosophila hydei is the source of this 1078-nucleotide messenger RNA. RefSeq names its product sentrin-specific protease 8-like. Gene Ontology annotation, molecular function: cysteine-type peptidase activity; deNEDDylase activity. The coding region runs from base 273 to 911 and encodes 212 amino acids. The record is from RefSeq and is a predicted model, not a curated record. Gene Ontology annotation, biological process: proteolysis. NCBI's taxonomy places the organism in Eukaryota, Metazoa, Arthropoda, Insecta, Diptera, Drosophilidae. The transcript has 2 exons.
ACUAUUUGAAGAGAAGUUCAUGUUAGAAAUGAAAAAUAUCAAAGAUCUUAUAAAAUGCUGCCAAAAUACAGAACGAUUUGAAGCUUGAACAUAAUACAGCAAACAAACAUCCAUAUAUACUAAAUUACAAAAUUGUUAAACAUUUUCGUACACUUUCCAGGCAACACGCACGUCACAAAGAAUACCCAACUGUGCGCCAACCUAACCACAACACUAACCAUAAUUAUAUCGAGAAUAUUAAUAACAACAGUCACAAUAACAACAGCAAUAAGAUGAGCAAAACAGAUCCGAUAUCGCUCAGCUUCCACGACUCCUGUCUGCGCAUGUCCGACGUCCAACUGCUGCACGGACCGCGUUGGCUAAACGAUCAGAUCUUAAGCUUCUACUAUGAGUAUCUGUCGCAUGUCAAGUACAAGAACAACAAUGACUUGUACUUUAUAGCGCCCGAGGUGACGCAGUGCAUGAAAUAUAUGGAUGAUUCUGAGCUGGCGAUGCUGCUGGACAAGAACAAUGUUGCUUACAAGCCGUUCAUAUUCUUUGCUCUCAACGAUAACGGAGCCACUGAGGAAGGUGGCACCCAUUGGUCGCUGUUGGUGAUGUCACAGCCCGAGAAGACAUUCUUUCACUUUGACUCUUUCGGUAAUAGCAAUACGGCUACAUCGGUGAAGCUGAUGAAUAGAUUGAAGGACUUUCUGGGCAUGCGUCUGGCCAAGUUCUGUCCGAUGCGCUGUCUGCAGCAAUCGAAUGGCUACGACUGUGGCAUCCAUGUCAUCUGCAUGACCGAUCAUAUAGCUGAUUAUGUGAACCGCUACGAGAUGAUACACGGUCUGCCCGGACUGCACAUCGAGACUGUGAAGGCCAAGCGAGCCGAGCUGCUGAAGCUGAUCCUCUCUCUGGGAGGCAGUUGUUAAUCCGGCCCUUCCUCAUAUAUAUAUAUAUAUAUAUAUAUUUCGAUGUAAUCCGAAAACUGAAUACCGAAUGCAGAUGAGUGUGUGUAAUGUGAUCGAAAUGUGUACACUUAACGAUAUUGAUAUGGAUUAUAUAUAGUUGAUUAGAGUAUUGUAUUCCCUCCAUCUGG